Molecule: messenger RNA, 1073 nt
Organism: Pangasianodon hypophthalmus (striped catfish)
Lineage: Eukaryota; Metazoa; Chordata; Actinopteri; Siluriformes; Pangasiidae
Gene: nme6
Product: NME/NM23 nucleoside diphosphate kinase 6
Exons: 5
Coding region: 268-816 (182 amino acids)
Biological process (GO): UTP biosynthetic process; CTP biosynthetic process; GTP biosynthetic process
Molecular function (GO): nucleoside diphosphate kinase activity
Source: RefSeq, a predicted model, not a curated record
GAGCAAAAUGGCGGCGCCCAUCCAGGUUUCGAGGCUCGUGCAGAAGUAGCAAAGGCUGAAUGAAAUGAACCAACCGCUAGUCAGAAAUGUUUACCAGAUGAUCCAAGUUAGUUAUUCGAAGCCUUUGAGAGUUUUAGCAGGGUUACUGGACAAUAUGAAGUGUUAGUCAGUUUACAUUUCAGUGUUGUCAGGGUUGAACCCGUACCACAGGUGGAUUAAGGUGACACGAAGUAAACAGGAAGGAGCGUUUUAUUCCAAACACAGGUUAUGAUUUUGUCACGUGUACGAUGCGCGAGGGUGCUGCAGCUCACCCUUGCGAUCAUAAAACCGGACGCUGUCGCUCAUCCUCUAAUACUGGAGGCUCUUCAUCAGAAAAUUCUAGAGAACAACUUCAUCAUUGUUAGAAGGAAAGAUCUCAUCUGGAGAAGAAGUGAUUCAGAGAGGUUUUAUGUAGAGCAUAAAGGACGGUUCUUCUACCAGCGACUAGUUGAAUUCAUGUCAAGUGGUCCAAUGAGAGCUUACAUCCUAGCGAGAGAAGAUGCUAUUACCCACUGGCGGGAGUUGAUGGGUCCCACUAAAGUGUAUCGAGCACGGUACACAUCACCGAGGACCAUUCGAGCGCAAUAUGGGCUCACUGACACUAGGAACACAACACACGGCUCAGAUUCGUCAGAGUCAGCCGAAAGAGAGAUUGCAUUCUUCUUUCCAGAAUUCAGUGUUCAGCACUGGCGAGAUGUGGAGGAGCCAUGUUUUAGGGCAGGGCACAUUGAAUAUGACGAGCAGAGACAAAUCCAUACUGCACUAAAACACAUCUAAGCAUUCUACUGCCUUAACCAGAAACAUCUCUCAUGUAUAUAAAGACCUUAAAAGCACUGCUCAUGCUGAAUAUUGUGCCAUUUUCUUGUAUUUAACAAUCAGUUGAUCACAGGUUGCUGUGUUACCUUCUCCGAUUUAUAAUUUAUAGAAUCUUCAUUAUUUUCAAAUAUUUUUGUAUCAUUUGUCUUUAUAAAUGAUUGUGUUGCAUCAUGUGCACUUUGAAUUGCUACUUUUAUUAUUGAAUACAUUAUACUGGC